CGAAGUGUGAAAGAUGAAGCCCUCAGCCCUCAUGUUCCUCCUUAUCAGCUCUGCCGCCUGCAUCAAUCUCAAAUACAUCUCCAAGAGAAACUCGGUGGACGGCUGCAUCGAUUGGUCGGUAGACCUGAAGAGGUACCGGGUCCUAGCAGGGGAACCAGUGAGGGUGAAGUGCGCCCUGUUCUACAGCUACAUCAGGACCAACUACUCCAUGACUCAGAGCGCCAAGCUCCGGCUCAUCUGGUACAAAAACAAAGGGGACUCUGAGGAGCCUAUCAUCUUCUCCGGCCAUCGGCUCAGCAAGGAGGAUGACUCCAUCUGGUUCCGCUCAGCUGAGCUGGAGGACAACGGCUUCUACACCUGUGUCCUGAGAAACUCCACCUACUGCAUGAAGGUGUCCAUGUCCUUGGCGGUAGAGGAGAACGACGAGGGCCUGUGCUUCAACAGUAAAAUACGUCACCUGGAGAAAGCCGAGAUCACUAAGAGCAAGAUGAUCAACUGCCCCGACAUCGAGGAUUACCUCGCCCCUUACAAGCAGCCCCAGAUGACCUGGUAUAAGGAGUGUGAGAAGAGGACGUGGCGGAGCUCCAUCAUGGUGAACAUCACCAACAUCUGGUUUCCUGAGGUGCAGGAGGACGACGGGGGGAACUACACCUGUGAGCUCAAGUAUGGCAGCCGGGUGGUGAGGAGGACCACGGAACUCAAAGUCACAGCUCUCCUCACAACCAGACCCCCAAAGGUCCUGUUCCCCACUGAGAGACAGGCCAGUGUUAUAGAUGUCCAACCGGGUAUGCCCCUCAGUCUAGACUGUAAGGCCUUCUUUGGCUACAGCGGGGAGUCUAGACAUAUCAUCUACUGGAUGAAGGGGGAGAAGUUUGUGGAGGAGCUGGCAGGUCACAUUAAAGAAAGUGAAGUCAGGGUGCUGAAGGAACACUUGGGGGAAAAGGAGGUGGAGCUGUCCUUAACCUUCGACGCGGUGGAGGAGACGGACCUGGGAAACUACACCUGCUAUGUGGAGAACCACAUUGGACGGAGGAGCGGCAGCGCCAUCCUGCAGAAAAGAGACAUGUACAGGCUAGAGCUGGCUGGUGGACUGGGAGCCAUCCUGCUGCUACUGGGAGUCUUCACGGCCAUCUACAAGUGCUACAACGUGGAGAUCAUGCUCUGCUACCGGAGGCACUUUGGGAGUGACGAGACAGAGGACGACAACAAGGAGCAUGAUGCCUAUCUGUCCUACACAAGAGUUGAGCUGGAUUCCAUGGACAGGGGCUCCAGUGAAGAGGAGCAGUUUGCUCUGGAGAUCCUCCCAGAUGUUCUGGAGAAACACUACGGAUACAAGCUCUUCAUCCCCGACCGGGACCUCAUCCCCACCAGUCACAGCAUCUACAUUGAGGACCUGGCGCGGAGCGUGGAGCAGAGCAGACGGCUCAUCAUCGUGUUGACUCCUGAGUUUGUGGCCAAGCGUGGCUGGAGCAUCUUCCAGCUGGAGACUCGGCUCCACAGCAUGUUGGUGACCGGGGAGAUCAAGGUGAUUAUGAUCGAGUGUGCCAACCUCAAGAGCGUCAUCAACUACCAGGAAGUGGAGGCCCUGAAGCACACCAUCAAAGUCCUCUCCAUCAUCAAGUGGAGGGGCCCCAAGAGCAAUGAGCUCAAGUCUAUGUUCUGGAAGCAGGUGAUAUACGAGAUGCCGGUGAAGAGGAAAGAGAUGCUGUCUCGCCGGCAGGUGCUAGACUCCAGGGAGCAGGGUCUGUUCGGCGACCUGCAGACGGUCUCCACCAUCGCCAUGACGACCACAUCUGCCUCGAUGGUGCCCGCCCACCACGCUGAGAUUCCAGACUUUAACCAGACCAGCCACCCUCAGAUGAGACACUACUGCACCCGUAGCUACGAGUAUAAGAUGCCUGCCUCCCCCGUGCAGAUAGCCACCUUGAGUAACCGUCACAUAUACUGCAAUAUCCCCAUGACGCUGCUCAACGGACAGGUGACUCAGAACAACACGAUGGGAAAGAGCAAGCAGGAGAUCCACUUGAACAGCACUUUCGUCCCUCUAUCUGGGGGAGAACACACAAGUGAUAUCUGGUAGAGUGAUAUCCAGCUUGAUGCCACAUCUCUUAUGUCUUUGUCUUUUAUCUGCAUGAAGAUUCAUUUAGACAAAACACUGAUCUAAAACCAUUCUGCACACAAUCAUUUCUCGCUGACUAUUUUCAUUAGCGGUUAAAUGUUUUCUGGAUUUGUCUUUUUUCGUUCAGUCUUUAAAGAAAUCAAGGACAAAGGGAGUUGCUCCAGUCAUCAUUUUCUUACUUGAAAAAUGUCUCCUUUUUUGAGAUGAGUAAUAAAUGAAAAAACCUUGUUUUUAAUGUUCAAGGUAUUGUUAUUAUGUACAGUUUUCAUAUCUUCUAUAGACAUUCAUGAUGAUUCCUUUAAGAUUUUAAUGGUGUGAGUAUGUGAGUGAAUCCAAAUUGAAAGAUUCUGACCUGUGAUUUUUUCAUGGGAAAAGGGAACGUUUCUCAUUGCAGCACAAUUCUGUCAAGAUGGACUGAAAACAUUCUCUGUGAGCUUUAAAAAUGUUACAGUAUAUUUAAGCAAAUCAAUAAUGUUUGAAUUUACACAAGCUAUUGUCAUUGUUUGAGGCCAAUUAAAUAUGAAUAUUUGAAUUGUUUAAUGCAGUAUUUGUUUGAGUUGUAGUCUGUGACUAGUUGCUGUCUCUUGAGUUCUGCCUGUUACUUUGCUUAUUUUAGUUGUACAAAACAAGAAGCCUUUUUCUCUGCUGAAUUCCUCCCCUGCUUCACCUGCCUUCCUUCCUCUGUUGGCCAUAUUGUUUUCAGAUGGCCAUUGAGUUGUCUUUUUGAGGAUGAGCCGCUCUCCAAAUGGUACAGAUGGACUCGGCGGUGCUUUCGGAAACGAUGGUAGUUUUGACUGAAUGUAUUGUAGAAAUUAAAGGCAACUGGAAUCACCUGAGAGAUAUUUGCAUUUGUAUCUAUUUUAUUUUAUUGAUUUCAUUUGCUAAAUGAGAAGAGAAUAGUCUUAUAGAAUCAUCCUCUUUUCAGUUGCUCUGCUAUUUUGAUCUUAGAAAAUGAAUCCUAUUUGUCUGCAAUGAUUUGUAAUAUAGCAGCCUCUAUCUGUCUCAUUGAGUUAUAGAGGUAUGAUCAGCCUCUAAUCUGUCUCAUUGAGUUAUAGGAAUGAUCAGCCUCUAAUCUGUCUCAUUGAGUUAUAGAGGAAUGAUCAGCCUCUAAUCUGUCUCAUUGAGUUAUAGGAAUGAUCAGCCUCUAAUCUGUCUCAUUGAGUUAUAGAGGAAUGAUCAGUCUCUAAUCUGUCUCAUUGAGUUAUAGAGGAAUGAUCCGUCUCUAAUCUGUCUCAUUGAGGUAUAGAGGAAUGAUCAGCCUCUAAUCUGUCGCAUUGAGUUAUAGGAAUGAUCAGCCUCUAAUCUGUCUCAUUGAGUUAUAGGAAUGAGCAGCCUCUAAUCUGUCUCAUUGAGUUAUAGAGGAAUGAUCAGACUCUAAUCUGUCGCAUUGAGUUAUAGGAAUGAUCAGCCUCUAAUCUGCCUCAUUGAGUUAUAGGAAUGAUCAGCCUCUAAUCUGUCUCAUUGAGUUAUAGGAAUGAUCAGCCUCUAAUCUCUCUCAUUGAGUUAUAGAGGAAUAAUCAGCCGAAAUGCCAAGAUUGUAACAAAGAUGACUUGGUGACCUUCAAGAGUAAACUAAAACACUAACGGCAGGAGGUCAAAGAGAUUGCAGCGAUCAGUUUGAACCGUUGUUGAACUGCCCACGGAUGUCUUCUUCAACACCAGUUAUACAUCGUAUAAGUUUAUUUAAUGCCUUUUUGUCUGUUUGCAAGCUGAUGGAUUUUGAUAGAGCAUCAAUGUGCAUUCUCUACUUAUAUGAUGAAAUCAAAUUUUGUUGGACCCUUGCGAAUGGCUGUAUAUUAAAUCA
This is a messenger RNA of Oncorhynchus nerka (sockeye salmon), 3923 nucleotides long. Its product is annotated as X-linked interleukin-1 receptor accessory protein-like 2. Bases 14 to 2080 code for a protein of 688 amino acids. The record is from RefSeq and is a predicted model, not a curated record. NCBI's taxonomy places the organism in Eukaryota, Metazoa, Chordata, Actinopteri, Salmoniformes, Salmonidae. Gene Ontology annotation, biological process: signal transduction. The transcript is spliced from 10 exons.